Molecule: messenger RNA, 1407 nt
Organism: Lycium barbarum (goji berry)
Lineage: Eukaryota; Viridiplantae; Streptophyta; Magnoliopsida; Solanales; Solanaceae
Product: flavanone 3-dioxygenase 2-like
Exons: 4
Coding region: 122-1144 (340 amino acids)
Source: RefSeq, a predicted model, not a curated record
CUUGCUUAUCAAUAGUAGUAAUACCCUGAGGUUCCUAGAAACUACUAGCAUAUCUUGAACAUUAAACAUUCUUGCUCCUGCACUCUCAACUACAUCUGUUUUUUCAUGUUGUUGACAUAUAAUGAAGACCACAAGUGUUCUUUCCAAUGGAACCUACUCAACCCUCCCUGAGAUUUAUAUUCGCCCUGAAUCUCAAAGGCCUCAUUUGUCUGAAGUUGUUGACAGACAAGAUGUUGUUCCAGUUAUCGACUUGUGUUGCAGUGAUAGAAACAUUAUCAUUCAUCAAAUUGGCGAAGCUUGUCGUCUUUAUGGAUUUUUCCAGGUAAUAAACCAUGGUGUACCAAAGGAAGUAAUAGAUGAAAUGCUAGAGGUUGCCCAUGAGUUUUUCAGGCUACCUGUGGAAGAGAAAAUGAAGUUAUAUUCAGAUGAUCCAUCAAAGACCAUGAGAUUAUCCACUAGUUUUAAUGUGAAGAAGGAAACUGUUCAUAAUUGGAGAGAUUAUCUUAGACUGCAUUGUUAUCCUUUGGAGAAAUACGCCCCUGAAUGGCCUUCUAAUCCCUCUUCUUUCAGGAAAAUAGUGAGCAGAUACUGCACGGAAGUUCGACAACUUGGAUAUAGAUUGGAAGAAGCAAUAUCAGAGAGCCUAGGCCUUGAGAAAGAUUGUAUAAAGAAUGCGUUGGGUGAACAAGGUCAACAUAUGGCUAUCAAUUUUUACCCUCAGUGUCCAGAACCUGAACUCACUUAUGGGCUACCAGCCCAUACAGAUCCAAAUGCCCUUACUAUUCUUCUUCAAGAUUUGCAAGUAGAAGGUCUUCAAGUUCUCAAGGAUGGAAAAUGGUUAUCUGUUAAACCUCAGCCUAAUGCCUUUGUCAUCAAUAUUGGUGAUCAAUUGGAGGCAUUGAGUAACGGAAAGUACAAAAGUGUAUGGCAUCGAGCUAUUGUAAAUUCAGACAAACCAAGGAUGUCCGUGGCUUCUUUCCUUUGUCCUUCUGAAAGUGCAAUUAUUAGUGCUCCACAAACCUUAACUGAAGAUGGGUCACCAACCAUUUAUCGGGAUUUCACUUAUCCCGAGUAUUACAACAAAUUUUGGAGCAGGAAUUUAGACCAGGAACACUGUUUGGAACUUUUCAAGAAAGGAAACUAAUACUAGUAUUUGUAUGUGGGUUCAAGUUAUAUAUCAGUAUGAAGAAUUCUUACAUCGACCUGUGUGUAGUUUGUCACACAGCUAGCUAUCGUCAGGCCAUCUAAUAAAUGUGUUAGGCAAUUUUACACUGGUAGUAUAAGGAAUUUUUAUAUCUGCCUAUGUGUGUUUUUGUCACACAGCUACCGAUCGAGCAGGCCAUCGUAAUAAAUGUGUUAGGAGAUUUGUACAAUAAUCUGCCUUUGCAGAAGUUUUCUCUUCUCUUA